AAUUAUUAUUAUCUUUAUUAUUAUUAUCAUUAUAAUAUUUAUAUUUAUAUUGUUGUUGUUUUUUAAUUUGAGCAAGCCAACACUGUUGAGCUUGUCAAUAAGUUUGACAGGUAAUAAAUAUUUAUAUAAAUUAAUAAAUAAUAAAUAUACAAGUACGGUGAUAAGUAGUGCGCGGGACAAACGUUUAACGUGUGAUUUGUUAAAUGGAGUAUCUCUCAAACGGUCCAAAGCAAUAAAAUAAUAUUACCAUCCACAACAUCAAGCAUCUGAUGGUGUCGAUAAAAUUAUUUAUUAAUUAAUUGAUAAUUAUUGAGUUUUAAUUUUGAUCUGUCAGUGAAACAAAGUGACAGGUGUGUUGAUGCGUGAAACUGAGCUCCAUUUACGCUAAUAAAGAUUAUUUAUUUAUUUGGAAAUUCGGAAGAAAUUAUUUGAAGUGGUAAGGAUGAGACACCACGGGAAUACUGUCGAUAGUAAGUGUUCGACGCACUGCUGACGUCGGCGGCCCUAUCAGCCGUCAGAUUAAAAGGUCAACCAUUGUUUUUGACAAGCUUUGAGUCAACUAGUCGAGUGUUGCUGCCCGGAGGAGGGCGGGAUCGCGCGGAAUAUCUGCCGCGAGGAUCUCACUAUCCUGAUAAAUCAUUUCUCUGCUGGUCAUCAGUAUCCAGUGAUUGGCUGGCCGAAUAUCAUUAUCGGCUUGCUGAGAUAUCAGUAAAAGCGCGUUUCGUUGCUAGACAUUGUUAUUUAUCACGUGGGAAUUUUACUCGUUUGGAGUACUUGUUACUAGACAAAAUAUUGCGGGAAAAUAUAAGAGAGUAGUGUGCAGGGAGUGUGAAGUGUGAAGUGGAACUCGUCUUUUAUUGUGAGAAAAUAUAGCCGCUACGGUGGCUCAGCACGCAGAGUUCCCCGGCGCGGCCAGGGCGUUCAUGGCGCAGCCAAGGUAUGAUGAUGGCGGGCUGCACGGGAAUUAUCUCGAGGGCGCCGGGGGUGGUGGAGGUGCAGGAAUGUACGACCCCCACGGAACCGGCCGAGGGAUCUCAAGCCUGCACCACAGCCCCCACAUGGGUAUGGCAGGAGCACACCCUCAGUACCCGCCACCUCCGCCCCAACCACCUCAGCACGUUCUUGCAGCGGCAACAGCAUUAGCUGCCUCGCAAGUGACUGAUGUUCACAAACGUGACAAAGACGCCAUUUACGGACAUCCGUUGUUUCCAUUGCUCGCAUUGAUAUUCGAGAAAUGCGAAUUGGCAACAUGUACACCCCGAGAACCUGGAGUAGCGGGUGGCGACGUUUGUUCGUCUGAAAGCUUCAAUGAGGAUAUUGCAGUUUUCUCUAAACAGAUCAGGGCAGAGAAACCUUACUACAUUGCUGACCCGGAGGUGGAUUCCUUGAUGGUACAAGCAAUCCAAGUCCUCCGGUUUCACCUCCUCGAGCUUGAAAAGGUCCAUGAACUGUGCGACAACUUCUGCCACCGGUAUAUCAGCUGUCUGAAGGGCAAGAUGCCGAUCGACCUGGUGAUCGACGACCGAGAGAGCUCGAAGCCGCCAGAGCUGGGAAAUGGGCUGGAUGGCGGACCCCGGAGUACAGCCGACAGCACUAGCCACACAGACGGUGCCAGUACACCAGACGUUAGGCCACCGUCCUCCUCACUUUCGUAUCCCGGCGCGGGCGCGAAUGACGACGCACGUAGUCCAGGAAGCGGCGGAACACCUGGACCACUCAGUCAACAAGCACCUACUAGUUUGGACUCAUCCGAUCCUGACGCCAUGGGUAAAUGGUGUCAGCGCAGAACGGAGUGGAAUUCGCCUCCAGAUGCGCAAAGAGCGGCAGCGACAGAAGCUGCGCGUCGUGGUGUCCUUUAUUCCUCGGUAUUUCUUGGCAGUCCUGGUGAUGCAAGUAAUGCCAGUAUCGGAAGUGGUGAAGGUACGGGAGAAGAGGACGACGAUUCGUCGGGCAAGAAGAACCAAAAGAAGAGAGGUAUCUUUCCAAAAGUCGCUACCAACAUCCUCAGGGCGUGGCUGUUCCAACACCUUACGCAUCCGUAUCCCUCGGAAGAUCAGAAAAAACAGCUGGCACAGGACACGGGGUUAACAAUUCUUCAAGUCAACAAUUGGUUCAUUAACGCGAGACGCAGAAUCGUCCAGCCGAUGAUCGACCAGAGCAACAGAGCUGUGUUUCCGCCUUUGUCCGCAGGUCCAAGCGGGGCUUACAGUCCAGAAGCUACAAUGGGUUACAUGAUGGACGGACAAGCCGCCAGCAUGAUGCACCGACCCCCUGGUGACCCCACCUUCCACAACCAGUAUCACUAUCCUCCAGAAUACUACGGCCAUCACUUAUAAAGUUGAACGCCUAGAUAAAUGGAAAUCACCGUGAGCAAAGUAAAAGAAACAACAAAUAAAAAAAGAGUAAUGGGAUGAAACCUGGUAUCUAUUGAUCGACCGAAAAUGACGCACGUCUCGGGAGUUGGUUAAAUCGAAAAAUAAAAAUACGAGAGCUUGAUAAAAAAUUAGCGACUAAAACAAAACACACGAAGAGAAUAAAGAAAUAAAAGAAGCAAGCCAAAACUCAAUUUACCAGACCCGAGAAAAUCUCAAAGAUUGAGACAAGAUAGACCUAAAACAUAAACAUCAACUCUUGGUCUUCUAUUCCGAGUCAUAUUCAAUUGAUGAUAAGAUCCAUUCACUCAUCCAAAAUCUGCACACGAAUGGAACAUCAUCAUAGAAUCGGAGCGCUACAAUCUGUCGAGCUUCGAUCUUGAACCUUCGAGAUUAAAAAUUAUCGAAAAAAGUGAUGUGUCGGUUCGUGGGAGGAAACUUCAUGUGAUUGUUCUUUGUACAAAUAUUGCGGUGUAAUGUUGUAGUGAUUCAAGAUAUUAAAUUAAAUCUUUAAUUUUAAUACUAUCGCAAUCGAGAGACUAUACAAUUAAUUAUAAAUAAAUAUAAAUAUAAAUAUAUAAAUAUGAAUAUAUAUAGGCAAUUAGCGGGCAUGUACAUUACCUGGUGUUCGCACGAGAUAUGUCUACGCUCGUGGUCGCUUCGAGUAUUGAGUUUAUCUAAAAAAGAAAAAAAAUUAAUAAGAACAAUCAUUAAAUCGAUUAAUUAAUCAAUCAAUUAAUUAACGAUGAUUAUGAAGGUGAAUAUUGAUAAUAAUUGACAUACUCGGCGUUAAUAGUAAAAAUAUUAAACCGAGCGUCGACAUUCUCAAGACUUAGGUGACAUUAAAAUUUGUACAGAUUAAUAAUUUUAAUUAUUAAUAUUAUUGAUAUAAUUAUUAUUAUUACUAUAAUUAUUAUUAUUAUUAUUACAAUUAUGACUAUUGAUAAUGGAUGAAUUAUUAUUAUAAUAAUGGAUAUUAUAACUAUUAAUAAAUAAAUAAAGUAAACCGAAGUAACUAUAAAUAUAAAUACGCAGGAUCCUCUCGUUGUAAUAUAUAAUUGAUAAAAUGAUGAAUUUAAAAUGAUAGACGGUUUUAAUAAGGAGCUAAGCGAACGCUUGGGUAGAUUAAUAAAAAAUUGAAUGAUUAUGAUGAUUAUUAUUCAUAAAAAUUGAUAAUUAUUAAUAAAAAGGUAAAGCUAAAUAAUUAUGGUAAUAAAAAUGAAAAUAAAGGAUAAGUGGUUAUUAAUUAAUUAAUUACUUGAUUAAUAAAUAAAGGCUAAAGGGAAUAAUAAUUCUCGAUCGUCUCGGCGUCCGACUCAGCUAGACGAAACAUCAGCCACACUGCUUGUCCUAGAAAUAAUAAAUAAUUUAAUAAAAUAAAUGGAUAAUUAAUUAAUCAAUUAAUUAUUGUAAUUUUAAUUAUAAUAUAUUGUGUAUAAAUUAAUAGUUAAUUCAAAUUGAGCUCGAGGCAAAGAUGACGCGUCGAUGAAUGAUAUAAAAUUAUAGAGAAUGAGUUUUAAAAUUUAUAUUAAAUCUGAGCGAUUAUCAUUUUAAUUAUUAUGAUGAUAAUUAAAUGAAAAGCAGUGUGUUAAUAUUAUGUACGAGUGAGCGGUGUAAAAGUAGUGUUAAUGAUUGAUGGUUGAUGAUAAUGAUAAUAAAUGAAUAAAUGUUUUGGGCGAAAUUUAUUCGAGAACGUACAAAAACAUCAUUCAUUAUUCACGAACGAUCCAACGGAUAUUUUACGAAUUUAAAAUUAUUUAUUUAUGUGUAUUGGUUAUGAUUUUUUGGUUUUAAACAUUUUAUCAGUAAUUAAGUAUCAAAAACCGGCA
Cotesia glomerata is the source of this 4201-nucleotide messenger RNA. RefSeq names its product homeobox protein homothorax (gene hth). Lineage: Eukaryota; Metazoa; Arthropoda; Insecta; Hymenoptera; Braconidae. The record is from RefSeq and is a predicted model, not a curated record. Gene Ontology annotation, biological process: eye development; positive regulation of cell population proliferation; animal organ morphogenesis. The transcript is spliced from 14 exons. Gene Ontology annotation, molecular function: DNA-binding transcription activator activity, RNA polymerase II-specific; RNA polymerase II cis-regulatory region sequence-specific DNA binding. The coding region runs from base 924 to 2336 and encodes 470 amino acids.